GCAGACAGAGAGGCGGCGGCGCACAGUGAAGCUCUCUGGUUCAGCGCUUCUCCAGGGGAGGAUAUAAAGCCACCUACAACCCAACAAUACAAACCUCAUCCCCCCUUUCUCCUGCUUCUUCACGGACUAAAGCUGCACACCAACUUUUAAAGCAACUUUUCCACAAACAAAACCAGUCGUGGCACAAACUACCGCCCGUCGCAUUCAGGGAUCCUGCUCGGUCCUCCAUGAAAGAGGGAGUGCGGCAGCAAACUUGGGGAAAAGAGAUGUCUGCGACGGUUUUGUCCGCUUUCUACGACAUGGACAUGCUUUACAAGCAGGAUAAAAGCAUGAACAUGAACGCGCUCCACAUCAACAGCAUGCUGGAUAAGAAAGCAGUGGGAGCUCCGGUCACCUCUCCGGGCUCCGGUGGAGCCUUCACACCGGGAUUUAUCCGCAGAAACUCAACCAGCAACGUGGAGGCGAUAAACAACGGGAACAAAUACUCCGUGGGCUCAUACAGCAGCCUGAAGGAAAACACACCGAGCAGCAGCAGCGCCACGGCCCUCAUGAACAAGGAGAACAAGCUCCGUGACCGCGCGUUCAGUGAGAGCGGAGAGCGGGGCGUGCUGCAGCAGAAGGCCGGCUCCCAGAUCAACUCCACCCGUUACAAGACCGAGCUGUGCCGGCCCUUCGAGGAGAACGGCUCCUGCAAGUAUGGGGAGAAGUGUCAGUUUGCUCACGGUUACCACGAGCUCCGGAGCCUGUCCCGCCACCCUAAGUACAAAACAGAGCCGUGCCGCACUUUCCACACAAUCGGCUUCUGCCCCUACGGCCCGCGCUGUCACUUCAUCCACAACGCGGACGAGCGAAGGCCUUCCCCGGCCGCCAACGCCAACCUGCAGGAGCCCCGUGCAGCGCGCGAGCUUUGCGGCUACAGGGACGUCCUCCCCCCGCAGCAGCUCGGCUUCACCCAGCGGGACAGACCAAAGCUCCAUCACAGCCUCAGCUUCUCGGGCUUCUCCACCCACCACGGCCUCGAGUCUCCGCUGCUGCACAGCCCCACAUCCCGGACCCCUCCUCCGCCCUCGGCGUCCUCCUCCUGCACCUCCGCCUCCAGCUUCUACGAGGAGGUGCUCUCCCCCAGCUCCGUGUCCUGCAUCCACAAUGCCUUCUCGUUUCCUGGACAGGACCUGAAAGCCCUACUGGCCCCCCUGGCUGUGCACACCCCCAGCUACAACAACCACUCCACAGGAGCAUACUACGGGAACGCGCCCGGCAGCGCGUGUCCGCCCUCCCCUCCUUCCUACAACCUGAGCCACCUGCAGGCGCUGCGCUGCCUCAGCGACUCCCCGGUGUUUGAGCCUCCUCCCAGCCCACCAGACUCUCUCUCUGACCGGGAGAGCUAUGCGAGCGGGUCCCUCAGCUCUUCCGGCAGCCUCAGCGGCUCCGAGUCCCCGAGUCUGGACGCUGGAAGACGGCUGCCCAUCUUCAGCAGGCUGUCGAUUUCUGAUGACUGAUUGUUUAUUCGAGUUUGUUUGGAUUUAUGGACCCUUUUUCAGCAGCAAACCACCCUGCCCAAGUGCCUUAGAGCAAGACUUUGAGUCCCUGGCAGCUCCAGGGUGCUGAGCUCUGGAGGGAGAAGCAGGGAGCAACAAGUGUCCUUCACCUGGCAUUAGUUUAUAUCUCAGAGUAGAAACAUGCUUUGCACACCUGUUUUAUCACUCAGGUGUGCAGGAGAGGAAUGCAUCCUUUAAAAACUGCAUGCAAACUUGCAAAAAACAUGCCAAACUUGCAGAAUAACAUUUAUUGGUUAAAAUAAAUGUUGUUACGUGAGUUAGACAAGCUGCAAAAGUUUGCUUGCCUUAGUUCUUUCUUUCUGUAUUAUAUCUGUAUUAAAGCUUAGAUAGCAAACAGAAGGCAUUCCAUCAGUGCCUUGCCCAUGGGCUCACGGCAGGCCCCCACCCCCCCCCACCC
Molecule: messenger RNA, 1956 nt
Organism: Cheilinus undulatus (humphead wrasse)
Lineage: Eukaryota; Metazoa; Chordata; Actinopteri; Labriformes; Labridae
Gene: zfp36l2
Product: zinc finger protein 36, C3H type-like 2
Exons: 2
Coding region: 228-1499 (423 amino acids)
Molecular function (GO): metal ion binding; mRNA binding
Source: RefSeq, a predicted model, not a curated record